Linum trigynum is the source of this 1319-nucleotide messenger RNA. NCBI's taxonomy places the organism in Eukaryota, Viridiplantae, Streptophyta, Magnoliopsida, Malpighiales, Linaceae. The record is from the annotation of a GenBank genome assembly.
CCUUUCCCUUUCAUGUUUUUGAACAUUACUACCACUACUACUUCCCUUUCUUUUUGUUGUCUUUACACUCUAAUUUUAUACCUAAUUGGACCAUUAUUAUUUGGGUUAAUUGCAAGGAUGGUCAUUGGGUUUACUAAAACCAUUCAUGUUUGGUCACUGAAAAUAUUUAAUUUCAUUCAUGGUCACUAAGAUUAGUUCAAUAGUUCAAGUUUGGUCACUCUCCGUUAGUCUCCGUUAGUUUUUGCUGAUGUGGCAGUCAACUAUUAUAGUUGACUGUUAAAUAAGUGAUGUGGCCAAUAAUAAAAUAAUAAAAUUUAAAUAUUUACAAUUUCCUUCAAACCUAUCUGCGAUGCGGUGAACUCUCGAACUCCCCCCGGAUGAGGAAAUCAUGGGAAAUCAACGUUCACGCCAAGGGCAGCGGCGGCUAUCGAUUCGGAUUCAAAGCUAGAUUAGCAGAAACCAGGGACAGCAGGCUCCGUACUCGAUUCCCAUUCCUUUCCAGGCUCCACGAUUCCUUCUUCGAACCAACAACUACCUCAAAAGACCCCAAAUCACUCCACAGAUUCAAGCUAUCUUCCCCUUCAACUUCGAGAUCCAAGCACCACCGCUCCAAGAAGCACAAGAACCUUGAACCCGAGCAGAUCCCGAUUUCUCCACCCAAGAUCAACAACACUGCCAGUCCCUACAAGGUGAGCCGCUUCAUUCCGAGAUCCAGAUCUCUGCCGAACCCGGAAAAUAGUACCACGCUAUUUGAUGGGGCAAAGCCGAAACAGGACAACGACAACAGCCUGGGCUAGUCGAUUGUGAGAUCCGUGAAAUCCCUGUCCCGGUCGAUCGAAGAGAGAAGUUGGAGCGGGAUCUUGAUCCACGGUUGGUGCGUCGCGCUGUUCGCCUGGCUGCUGUUGAUGGAACGGUUUGGGAUUCUCAAGUGGAGAAAUUUAGCGGUCGUUUUGGUCGUGGCGGUUGUAGCUUGGGGAGUCGCAUCUCAGAAUGUGGUGGGCUCUGCCGACGACGAUGGCGGCGACCAAGGAAGGGUUCAGGAAGCUUGGAAAUUUACUGCAUCUUCUGGGAGUUUAGACCAGCUUUCCAUGGUACUAACAGGAUUUGCUAUGAACUGAUUGAGGAAGAGUCUUUCACUCUUUUGGGUAGUUGACAACAAUAUGUUUUCUCAAGUUUUGCUUCUUGUUUUCAGAUUGUCUUCUCUAAGAUUCGCCAGGCCGUUGGGCUUUGAUUUUGCAAGGACGGACGAUUGCAGAUUAACUCACUUGAGUUGAGUUUGGUAUUCUUCAUUCACAACAGAUUAAAUAUUUAAAAUUUAA